Messenger RNA from Camelina sativa (false flax), 1453 nucleotides. RefSeq lists its product as uncharacterized. The record is from RefSeq and is a predicted model, not a curated record. Gene Ontology annotation, cellular component: nuclear inner membrane; endoplasmic reticulum; nuclear periphery. Gene Ontology annotation, biological process: nuclear membrane organization. Gene Ontology annotation, molecular function: chromatin binding. NCBI's taxonomy places the organism in Eukaryota, Viridiplantae, Streptophyta, Magnoliopsida, Brassicales, Brassicaceae.
GAAAAUUGCUCAUAUAUUGAUUCGAUACCAAGGAAGAGACCCAAAUCGGAGACCAGAACGGAACCCUAAAUCUUCUCCGAUGGCAUUACCGGAGCCACCACAAAGCUUCUUCCCUUCCAAAGAUGAGUUCUUGAGACUCCUCACCGUUUUGCUUGUGGCUUGUGCGGUGGCUUUCACCUGCAAUUUCCUCGCAAAGUCUAUGAGCUCAAACCCUACUAUACCUUUCUGUGAUAGUAAUUUUGAUUCCAUCGAUUCAGACUUGGAUUUGUGUGAACCUUGUCCAAUGAAUGGAGAAUGUUACCAAGGGAAGUUGAAAUGUAAUCAUGGAUACAGAAAGCAAGCAAAUUUAUGUGUUGAAGAUGGAGAAAUCAAUGAAUUGACCAAGAAAUUGGUUGGGUAUUUUGAGAGAAAAGUUUGUGAGGAAUAUGCUGAUAGUGAAUGCUAUGGUACUGGAAGAAUAUGGGUUCCGGAGAAUGAUGUUUGGGAAGAUCUACGUAGCAACGGUUUCUUGAAUACAUUAGACGAGUCUGCUUACAUUUUUGUAAAAGGAAAGGCUGUAGAAGCUGUCACCGAGCUACUACAGAAAAGGACUAAUUUUAAUGGGAUUAAUGAGUUGAAGUGUCCUGAAUCGGUAGUCAAAAGUUACAAACCAAUGACUUGCCGCAUGCAUCAAUGGCUCUUGAGAAACAUCUUAAUCAUCUCAUCCUCCUUUGCAAUGCUAGUGUGCUGCGCAAUAUUGCGUAGGAAAAUUCGAAGUAAGCGACAAUUUUCACGUAGAGUGGAAGAGCUAUACAACCAGGUCUGUGACUUUCUGGAAGAAAAUGCAGUGGCAUCAAAUUCUGCAGACACUAGUGACUGCGUUCCUUGGGUUAUCGCAUCUUGGUUACGUGAUUAUCUACUUUUGCCUAGAGAAAGAAGAGACCCUCAGUUAUGGAGUAAGGUUGAGGAGUUAAUACAAGAGGAUUCACGUAUAGACCGAUUCCAGAAACUCGUCAAGGGUGAACAAAAAGUUGUAUUGGAAUGGCAAGUUGAAGGUUCACUUAAUUUAUCCAAGCUGAAGAAACGGCGAGAGACGGAGAAGAAAGAUAGAAAAGUUAUUGGCUCAACAAACACAAGCUUGCAAGAAUACUACAACAGAAGAAUCGCUGAGACAAGUUCUUAAUACAUUUUACAAAAGAACAAUAUAUAGAAGCUUGUUGUGGUUCUCCACGCAAUUUUUAGAAGAAGAUCCAAGGACUGAAGCAUUGUCGAUUUUCCAUGCUGUUUUUAUUCCUGUUUAAAUAUUGACUUAGAUUUGUUGAGAGCUACUACUUGAUGGGCUCUCUCUUGUUUGGAUCAGAAGAGAAAGUGACUAGAAUUUGUAGUCUUUACAAUAUAUAUAUAUAUAUAUAUAUAUAUAUUGGUACGAUAAGAUACAAUUCCGGUUUAAGUUGACAGUUACCUGGUUGACGAA